AUGCUUCUAAUACCCAACCCGAGCCUCUCCUAGCGCAACUGAAGGCCAUUCCCUCUCGUCCUAUCGCUGUUACGUGCGAGCAGAGCCGACCCCCACCCGACCACAACCUCCCCUUCCAGCUCGGGCUCUGCCACGCGGCUCCCUUGGCGGCCAAUUGCAUCCCGCGAUCGUAUCGGGGCAGGGAGGAGAGGCGCGGGAAAGGGUCGGCGGGGAGGAGGAGGUCGCAGCCCGUUCUCGCGGGCCCCGCCCGGCGGGGUCAAUGCCGGCGCCGCGGCCGCUCUCCGAUGAGAUCUGUGCGGGGCUGUCGGAGACGCAGUGCCAUCGUGGGGACCGUCGCCCUCUGCCUGGCGGCCGGCUGGGCUCUGCAGACUCCUGGAGGAGUGUCGUUAAUUGUCCCGCAGCCCAACAUCAACGCAACGGUGGCACAGAAUGUCCUCCUCUCUGUUGAGUACUCCUGUAGAGGCAUUGCCACUGUGGAGUGGAAACAUGUGUCGAGCUGGGGCACCACCAAAAUUGUGGAGUGGAAAAGUGGGAAUUACAUCAAUAUAUCCAGCACCUAUAAGGACAGAGUGACUACUUUUGAAAAUGGUUCUAUACAGCUUCUGAACGUGGGCAUGAGAGAUGCUGGCUACUAUUUUAUCACAGUCACAGAAGAGUAUGGAACCAACACCUAUGGCACCAUCAUACUCAAUGUUUAUGAGAUUAUCUAUGAAGAUUUACAUUUCGUAGUGGUUCUCUUUGUAUUUCUUGCUGCAGUAUCUGCCAUUUUGAUCUGCUUCAUGUGGCUGUGUAACAAAUCCCUCUACCUGUUCCAGAAGAAGACACAUAAGCUAACAGCAAGUACAACUGAAGAAAUUGAAUUGGAAACCAUUGAGUGUUAGCCAAGGACUGUCUCAUAACAAAAAUAACAACUCUACCUCAGGAGAAAGUAUUGGCAAGAAAAGCAAGAAGGAACCUAAAAGUUGUUUACACUGCCCAGGGACGUGAACACACAUUUUAUGACAUUACUAGGAAAGGCUGUCGAACAAGGAACUGUGCACAGGCACUGAAGAUGAUGCUGUCUGAAAUGACUGAAGGAUAAAAAACUGACCCCACACCAGUAGAGUGGCAAAACACUGAAAAUCCCCCACAGGCUGAAUCACCCUUUGUUGCACAGGCAGCACAGCAACGACUCAAAGCCCCCACGAGGAGACUGAGAGAUGAUCAGCAUGGAGUCAGGGCUGCCAUGAGCAGCUCCAUUUUAUACACGAAGUUGCGCCCUUCCAUUUUAUUCCACUGGACUUCCUUGAAGGGCCCUCGAAGAUGGUUCCACUUGUUGUCCUGCAGCACGUCGCCCUUGGGGAGAUCUUUGCACUGACUCCGUGGAAACUGAACCAUAACUUUGCUGCCACUUUCAGGACCAUUACGUACUGUGAUGAACAAGGAUUUUAUGAGUAUUUUUACUCAUGUUAAAUACCCUCCCUCAUGUAUGCAGUACAUUAUUGUUGAGUCAAUUCCAAACAUGCUGAAAACAAAUGACAAAUUGCCAUACAUAUAUUUAUGUUGUAAGCUGGUUUCACACUUUUUCACUACAGUUUUUAUGUUGGCACUGCUCUUUGCUAAAGCAAAUCAAAGAAACAUUUGACAAACAAUCCACAGAAUACACAUUUCACAUGAAGUGCAAAGAAAAAUAGCCUUAAUAAUA
Centrocercus urophasianus (Greater sage-grouse) is the source of this 1684-nucleotide messenger RNA. RefSeq names its product V-set and transmembrane domain containing 5 (gene VSTM5). The transcript is spliced from 6 exons. NCBI's taxonomy places the organism in Eukaryota, Metazoa, Chordata, Aves, Galliformes, Phasianidae. Gene Ontology annotation, cellular component: plasma membrane; dendrite; axon. The coding region runs from base 285 to 881 and encodes 198 amino acids. The record is from RefSeq and is a predicted model, not a curated record. Gene Ontology annotation, biological process: positive regulation of excitatory synapse assembly; filopodium assembly.